AUGAAUAAUACAACCGGCUUUGCACUAGGAGCUGGCAGCCGGGAGGAUGUACCGGUGUACCGAGCUAUAACGGGUUCUCUCCUGGCGCUGCUUAUAAUUUGGACGCUUUUUGGCAACUUGACGGUGUGCGCAGCCGUUUUUCGCUUUCGGCACCUGCGCGCAAAAGUAACCAACAUCUUCAUAGUGUCCCUGGCUCUGUCGGACCUCCUGGUCGCCGUGCUGGUGAUGCCGUGGAAAGCUGUGACUGAAGUGGCUGGUUUCUGGCCAUUUGGAGGGUUCUGUAAGACCUGGCUGGCCUGCGACAUCAUGUGCUCCACGGCCUCCAUCCUCAACCUGUGCGUCAUUAGCGUGGACCGAUACUGGGCCAUCUCCAGCCCUUUCAUCUACGAGAGGAGUAUGAACAAGAAGGUGGCCUCUGUAAUGAUCGGCGUGACCUGGACAGUCUCCGUGAUAAUCUCCUUCGUCCCCGUGCAGCUGAACUGGCACCGUUCAGAGAUGGGUGAUCAGGUUGGUGAAGAUUUUGGGGAGGAGAGUGUUGAUGGGAGCUGUGACUCCAGCCUGAGCCGCACGUACGCCAUAUCCUCCUCCCUCAUCAGCUUCUACAUCCCCGUGGCAAUCAUGAUUGUCACAUACACCCGCAUCUACCUGAUAGCCCAGAUGCAGAUCCGGAUAAUAUCCUCCCUGGAGCGGGCGGCGGAGCACGCGCAGAAUUGCCGCUUGGACGUACCUGAACUUUGUUCUCACCUGUGCACGGAAAUCGAUGCUAACUUAUAUCAGUCUCCUGGCAGUCUUCAUCCUGAAACUCAGCGCUCUAGACAGUCACACCGGGAGCUCAAAGUCUCCAUCAGAAAAGAGACGAAAGUCCUCAAAACUCUGAGCAUCAUCAUGGGUGUUUUUGUCUGCUGCUGGUUGCCAUUCUUUGUCCUGAACUGCGCUCUGCCCUUCUGUCCCGGUGCAGAGGCUCCGGGGGCCCAGCGGGGCCCUUACUGCGUCAGUGAAAAAACCUUCGAUGUUUUCGUGUGGAUCGGCUGGAGCAAUUCGUCGCUCAACCCAGUUAUCUAUGCGUUUAACGCGGACUUCAGAGACGCCUUCCUGCGCCUGUUGCGCUGCCGCGGAGGAGGCUGCUGCGCCGCGAUGAACGCAGCGGUGGAGACGGUGAUGGCGAGUAACGAGGCCGGAAACCUGAAGCAGGGGAGCCCGCUGAACGUGAAGAAGAAUGUCUCCUGUGCCAUUAAUACGAGGGGGAGCGUGGACAGCGGGAACACAACGGUGACUGUGUUUUAUCAUAGAGGAACAUCCUCUGAGCAGGUGACAGACACUAAGGAAAGUAACGUUAACGACAGACUGACACAGAUACCGUUAUAA
This is a messenger RNA of Cottoperca gobio, 1365 nucleotides long. RefSeq names its product D(1) dopamine receptor-like. The transcript has a single exon. NCBI's taxonomy places the organism in Eukaryota, Metazoa, Chordata, Actinopteri, Perciformes, Bovichtidae. The coding region runs from base 1 to 1365 and encodes 454 amino acids. The record is from RefSeq and is a predicted model, not a curated record. Gene Ontology annotation, biological process: positive regulation of MAPK cascade; adenylate cyclase-activating adrenergic receptor signaling pathway; G protein-coupled dopamine receptor signaling pathway. Gene Ontology annotation, molecular function: dopamine neurotransmitter receptor activity, coupled via Gs; G protein-coupled receptor activity. Gene Ontology annotation, cellular component: plasma membrane.